Molecule: messenger RNA, 3186 nt
Organism: Oncorhynchus tshawytscha (Chinook salmon)
Lineage: Eukaryota; Metazoa; Chordata; Actinopteri; Salmoniformes; Salmonidae
Product: HAUS augmin-like complex subunit 5
Exons: 19
Coding region: 621-2588 (655 amino acids)
Biological process (GO): spindle assembly; centrosome cycle
Cellular component (GO): HAUS complex; centrosome
Source: RefSeq, a predicted model, not a curated record
GCUAGUAAAACAGUCCUGUAGUUUAGCAUCUGCUUCAUCUGACUACUUUUUUAUAGACCGAGGCACUGGUGCUUCCUGCUUUUAUAGUGUAGUGGGGUGUUAUUUUUAUUUCAAAACAUUUAGAUUUGUUUUUUGGGGGGUAAUUGUUGUGUUAGAUGGUAGGGUAUUUGUUUAUUUAUAAUUUUUUCAAGCAAAGCAUAAGGGAGUUGUACUCCAGUCUAGUAGGUGGCGGUAAUGCAACAUAUUGGAUGCCAACCGCCGUUAAACCUCAUCGAAUAAGUCACCGGAUAUGGUGCAGAGCGAGCGGGAAGUUGAACCAUUUGUAAAUUACUGGCAGAAAAGUGUUUUAUGGGAAAUCUUAAUAAAUGACCAACAGAGCAAAGACGAACUUUUCUUGUGAUAUUUUUGACAGUCAUACACUUGAAAACAAAGUACUUAGCCUGCUUACUAUUUAUUACAGGCACCUGGCAAGCUAACAUAUGUACGUGAUAGUAUUCGUUUUUGGUGAGUUUUCUUGUAGAUACGGGCAGCCAGAGCCAUUUUAUUUAGAAUAAAUAAAUACGUUACCCUUCUAACGUCGUUAGCUAGAUAACGCCUCGCUAGUUUCGACUAAGGUAAGGAUGGGGGACAGGACCCUCCUGCGGGAACUAAAGCGGUGGGCGAUUGAAGAAUUUAAUCUACCACCCCAAAGUCUCCCAAACGACAACUACUUUAAAACGUUAUGUGUUGGCCCAGGAGCCUCAAUAUGGAGAUAUGUCACACAACAUAUUUUCAAUCAGAGGAAUGUCAGGGUUAUGCGUGGAAAUCUUCAGUGGUACAAAGUUCUACAAGAUAAGGAGUUAAAAAAGGUAGCGGGGCAGAGUGAUGCUGCUAAGCGGCUUGAGCUUCAGGAGCAGAUAGAGGAGCUGAGAGCUGAACUCAACCACCUGGACUCUCAAAUCAAUGGGACUGAAGCACAGCUAGUUACUGAAGAAGAGUCCAUUAACUGGAGCUGGGAAAUGGUGGAGGAGAACCAACGCAGGGAGCUGCUUUUACAGGCCUUUAAGCAGCGCUGCAUGAAUGAGCGCCAGGUUCUCUCAGAGGAUACCAGCAAAAUCAGUGGACACUCCCAGGUUCUGGAGCAGCUGUCUAGGAAGGCAGAGCUGGAGGUGGUGUUUGGAAAUGAAGCCUCCAAUAGCAGUGGGGACUAUCUCAACCCAACAGGAGCAGAGCCUCAGGUUCUGCGUAAUGUGAGAGAGCUGUGUGAUGAAAGACUCCUCUUCUUCCAGUCUUUACAAGAGAGUGAGCUGAAAAUGGCAUCCUCCACUGCCACACACUUGACUCGUGAACAGAGAACUGCAGUAUUUCACCAUUGGUUAAGUGCUGUGGAGGACUUGUUGCGAUGCUAUCCUCCAAACCAAGUGCUGUCAGCCUUGCAGUACCUGGCCUUGGGACAGGAAAUUACAUUGCAGGAGAAGCUUGCCUCAUUGGAUGUGGCUCAUGAUGUUGCUGCAUUACGGUUUCGCUACGAGAGUAAUCACCUGUUAGACAUCUCGAAAGAAGAGGAAGAGCUACCACCCGUUAAGAGUCUUUUACAGUCAGCCUGGGAGGAGGUGGAACAGAGUCUGAUGGAACUGGCUCAAACGCGUUCACAAAUUCAACAGCUGAAGACCCAGCUUCAUGCCCGAAAGAAUGAGGCAGAGUUGGAGCUGCUUGGCGGGGAAUCUCAAACCCAAGCCCUGGCGCAGUCAGUGUUUGAGCUGGAGAUGCAGUGUGUGAUGCAGGCAGCAGUGCGAGAUGGUGUGCGAAACCAGUGUGUUGAAAUGGAGCAACAUGCCAGGGACAGACAGGAGGCCCUUCGCAACCUGCGGAGACAAUGGCAGAGCAUCACGGACUUCAGACAGCUUGUGGACGUCAGGCAGGAACAGACAAGAGGUCUGAUCAAGGGGAAUUCAACAGCUAAGACUGAACUGACUCGCGUGCACAAGGAGAUUGGCCAGUUUAUCCAGGGAAAACUGACUCCCCAGUUUGGUGAAGUUCUUUCAGCAGCCAAUAGGCUUCGCAACUCUGUGUCCCAGGAGGCCAGACAGUUUGGAAACGUGUCACUAGUAACACUUGAUCGCAGGCUCAUUGAAGGCGAGCAGAGAAUUCCAGCUGCGUGGUUAUCUAUCCAUCGCUUGCAUUCCUCGCCCUUCCACAAUCUGUGUCAAAGCAUGGCUUUUCCAAUGUACAGGGCCCCUGAGGAACUGUACUCGCAAGCUCUAUCCCAGCAUUUGGAGCUUCGCUUUCUGCGUCGUUUGCUGCAAUUUCACUCCUCCUCUUUAGCAAAUGUAGAGAAGCAAGGAGCGCUGCUACCGGCACCUGACCAACAAGCCCUCCUGCUACGUGUCCUGGAGGAAGAUAAGGAGCUGCUUCAGUCUUUGUUACCCAGGGUUUGGGAGCUCACCCAGUGCUGCUCACAGGGCCUUUCUUAUGGGAAUCAGGUCAAGACUGCCAUUUCCUAUUGGUGGGAUCAGCCUUCUCAGUUUGCUCUGCCUGACAUGCGCAAGGGGGGACUGACUUUUCAGCAGUGGCUACAGAGGUGGAAAUUUGCAGCCAAGGCUUCUUAAUGAGUUCCAUGGAAAAUAGACAAGUGCAUAGAUGGACAACAAUACUUGUCUAAAACUACAAUUUUAUUCCCACUAAGGUUAAUUUACUAUAUUGUUAGUUUUUCACAUCUCCUUUUUGCCAUUCAAUGUACACUACAUUGCCAAAAGUAUGUGGACACCCUUUCAAAUUAGUGGAUACGAUUAUUUCAGGCACACUCGUUGCUGACAGGUGUAUGAAAUCGAGCACACAGCCAUGCAAUUGCUAUAGUCAAACAUUGGCAGUAGAAUGGCUCGUACUGAAGAGCCCUGUGACUUUCCAAAGUCAUUUUUUUCUCCUUCAUAUUUCUGCCCUGCUAUAGCUGCCUCUAUCAACACAGUGCUGUUAUUGUGAAGUAGAAAUGUCUAGGAGCAACAGCCCAACUGCAAAGUGGUAGGCAACACAGAACAGGAUUGGCGAGUGCUGAAGCGAGUAGCGCGUAGAAAUCGUUUGCCCUAGGUUGCAACACUCACUACCGAGUUCCAAACUGCCUCUAGAAGCAACGUCAGCACAUUACUGAUCAUCGGGAGCUUCAUGAAAUGGGUUUCCAUGGCUGAGCAGCCGCACACAAGCCUAAGAUCA